Messenger RNA from Marmota monax (woodchuck), 5181 nucleotides. It is a transcript of the gene Tbc1d13, whose product is annotated as TBC1 domain family member 13. Lineage: Eukaryota; Metazoa; Chordata; Mammalia; Rodentia; Sciuridae. The transcript is spliced from 12 exons. Bases 120 to 1322 code for a protein of 400 amino acids. Gene Ontology annotation, biological process: activation of GTPase activity; intracellular protein transport. The record is from RefSeq and is a predicted model, not a curated record. Gene Ontology annotation, molecular function: GTPase activator activity.
GAACGCGCGCGGCUGUGGCUCAGUUUCCGGCCGGAGGCUCUCACCCAGCGCCCCGCGUCCCUGGGGGGCGGCGGCGGCUGAGGCUGCGGAGGCAGCUGGGGGGUCCAGAAGUCAACACCAUGUCUAGUCUGCACAAGAGCCGGAUUGCAGAUUUUCAGGAUGUCCUGAAGGAGCCUUCAAUUGCAUUGGAAAAGCUGCGUGAACUCAGUUUUAGUGGCAUCCCCUGUGAGGGCGGACUGCGGUGCCUCUGCUGGAAGAUCUUGUUGAACUACCUCCCCCUGGAGAGAGCCGCAUGGACUUCCAUCCUGGCCAAGCAGAGGGAGCUAUAUUCUCAGUUCCUGAGGGAAAUGAUCAUACAGCCUGGCAUUGCCAAGGCCAACAUGGGUGUAUCCAGGGAGGAUGUGACCUUUGAGGACCAUCCCCUCAACCCCAGCCCCGACAGCCGGUGGAACACAUACUUCAAGGACAAUGAGGUACUGCUGCAGAUCGACAAAGAUGUCCGGAGGUUGUGCCCAGACAUAUCCUUCUUCCAGAGGGCCACUGAAUACCCCUGUCUCCUCAUCCUGGACCCUCAAAAUGAGUUUGAGACCCUUCGUAAGCGGGUGGAACAGACAACACUGAAAUCCCAGACAGUGGCCCGGAACCGGAGCGGGGUCACAAAUAUGAGCUCCCCCCACAAGAACUCUGUGCCGCCAUCCCUGGAUGAGUACGAGGUGCUGCCCAAUGGCUGUGAGGCCCACUGGGAGGUGGUGGAGCGCAUUCUGUUCAUCUAUGCCAAGCUCAACCCUGGCAUCGCUUACGUGCAGGGCAUGAAUGAGAUUGUGGGGCCCCUCUACUACACCUUUGCCACGGAUCCCAACAGCGAAUGGAAAGAGCAUGCUGAGGCAGACACCUUCUUCUGUUUCACCAACCUCAUGGCCGAGAUCCGGGACAACUUCAUCAAGAGCCUGGAUGAUUCGCAGUGUGGUAUCACCUACAAGAUGGAAAAGGUGUACUCCACCUUGAAGGAUAAAGAUGUGGAACUCUAUCUAAAACUGCAAGAGCAGAAUAUCAAGCCCCAGUUCUUUGCCUUCCGCUGGCUGACGCUGCUGCUGUCCCAGGAGUUCUUGCUGCCUGAUGUCAUCCGUAUCUGGGACUCCCUCUUUGCUGAUGACAACCGCUUUGACUUCCUUCUCCUCGUCUGCUGUGCCAUGCUCAUACUGAUCCGGGAGCAGUUGCUGGAAGGUGACUUCACCAUCAACAUGCGGCUCCUGCAGGAUUACCCCAUCACAGAUGUCUGCCAGAUCCUACAGAAAGCCAAGGAACUCCAAGACUCAAAGUAGCCUGACAGCAAGAGGCCCAGAUUAGGGAGAACAGCCACGUGUCCUCUGUCCUCUGGAUCCUGGGAUGUGCAGCGUCCUGAGGGGAAGCAGCAGGUCUUCUGGCCUGCUCUCACAACCCAGGCUGCUCCCACGUGGGCGCACUGUGCUGUGCUCCUUCCCGGCCACCAAGCCCUGGUACCUUCUUUGCUCUUCAGCUCUGGGACCCUCUGCCCAAGCUGCUGAGCAGGAAUGGAGCUCCUGAACUUGUUUCUCUUUUGGGGACACAGGAUCCUGGCAAGGGACCCUCCCUGCCUCUGCUCUGUUGCUCCCCAUCCUUUCCUGCUUCCAGUUUCCUCCUGGGUGCUGGUUGGGGAGGUGCUUGGCAAAUGGGCCAGAAACCACUUCUGGGGUUGGUGCUUAGGCUUCUCUGAGAGGAAAGUGACACCAGAGGAGCUAAGCAACUGCCAGGCUAGGGCCACCCCUUGUCUCCCACUGAGCGUGUGUGUCUCCUCACAGCCGCCAGUGGUGUAUGUGUCCCAGAAUCCCCCAGGUGUCCUGCCUCUGUGUGCACACGCAUUUGGAGGUGGGGAGGGUGUCUUGGAGCCCCUCCAGGUCUCCCUGCUUCCCCUUCUCUGUUUCUCUCCUCCCUCUGCUUUGUUCCUAGAGGUGUGUGUGAUACUCUGUUCCUCUCCCAUUACUGUUUCUCUGCCCUUUUCCUUGGGGUGCCUUAUCCUGAGCCUCUCCCCACCUCCACUCCAUGAAACCUGGAGACAGAAUGAGGAGUCCGGCUCAGCAAGGCCCCUGAUGGUCAACCUUGGCCUUGGUCAUCCCCCAACCUGAGGCUCCCAGUUCCCCCUGACUGGGAAGGAGUCCACAGUGCCUCGCUGGAGGGAUCUGAUCCUGCUCUCCAGAACAGAAAUCUUAGAAACCAAAAGUAGCUGAGAAAUGGUGGCCCAUGUUUUCUCUUGCCCCUGUUUUCUACCCAGGAAUGGAGGCGGGAGAGGGAGCCCAGGUGUUUGCAAGAAGUUCCCCCAAAGGUCCUCCUGUCUCAAAGGAAAAGGACAUUAAGGUGGCUGUGAACAGGGGUUGGCAUCCAAGUGCUUCAGAAAUGUUGUCAUCCUCUUGACUUCCAGCCAGGUCCCAACCCAGGGGUGUACACAAGUCCCAUAAAGGGCAUUUGGGACCCGAUGAAGCCUCCCUGGGUCCUGGUGUAGCUGGACAUAUAGAUUGGAUCCUGUCAGUGUCAGGGGGCCAUGUCUGCACCUUGGUGUGUCCUCCACACACCAAGGGAGGUGCUGGCCCUCCCCUUCUAGUCACCUGCUUGAGAUGUUCCCAGGACUUGGGGCAGGGGUAUCCUGAGCAGGAGCCACUGACUGCUCCCAGUUCUGCAAGGAGUGGGUUGUGUUCUGACCACAUCCCUUCCCAGCUUUUGAGAAGGGCAGGUGGUCUGGAUCUGGAAGGCUGGGCAGAGCAAGGGUCCUCACCCUCUCCCCAGACUGGCCAGGAGCUGGCCCAAGCAGCCCCCAAAGCUUUGCUGAGUCUGGCAGGCAGGGCCUCCUGCUGCCCUGAGGCCGCUCUGUGGGCCCAGGGUCUCCUCCCCAGGUUUUUGCCUCGGGGGCUGCCAGGGCUGCUGCACUUGCCUCUUUGCCGCCUUCUCUCCCGUCACAGUCCUGGAGAUUCUUUCCUAUUUAUUCUGAUUCCUGGCUAUUUAUUGCAGGUUGGCAAGUGCUUUGGGGUGGGGUGGGGGCUGGGAAGAUAGGAGUCGGAAGCCUAGUCUUUUUGUUUCUCAAGGUCAACAUUGACAUCCUCCUCUGCUUCUGGGUCCUUCUGGAUUUCCAGCAGGUCCUGGCUGGGAUGGCUGUGAACUGGAGCUGAGUGUAGGGAAACCAGAUAGCUGGUGUCCAUGCCAGAUUCAGAAACCCCGGAAAUGGGGCAGAGACGUACUCUUGCCAGCCUGGCCACCCUUCACCCAGAACUUGUCAGCUUUAGUUCCACCCCAGCUUUGCCCCCAUCACAACUUGAGGCUUGGGCCACUGCCUGGGACCCAGCAGACACUGCCCAGGACACCCGAUGCAUUCCCUCCUACUUGUCCCUGGCUUCCUUCCUGGGACCAUACUACUUGAAUCACUGCGUCUGAUUUUCCUCAGUGGGAAAGCUGAGUCCAGUGCCCUCCUUGUCCUUCAGAUGAAGGUCAAGAGCCCAGAGACAUGUCUUGGUUAAGCUGAACUCCCCAGUGGGAUUCUGUCUGAGGAAGGGACCUACCCUUGAUGCCUCCUCUCCAGAUUCUCAAGGGAGACCCAGAGUCAGAGUGCCUGAGGCUUCUACUGGGAAGCUGCCCCAGGACCUUGGUCACUACAGCUUAAGCUGUGAGUGCAGAAGGUCUCAGUCCAGAGGGUCAGAGUGGUAAUCUGGUUUUUUUUUUUUUUUUUUUUUUUCAUGUGUUUUGUUCUUUGAAUCAGUGCUGUUGAUGAUGAGUUGUCUUUAAUAAAUCAUGUGUUCUUUACAGUGGGCAUUGGUGCUUGAUGGGUUGACACCUCUGAGACACUGGAACAAGGGAAAAAGUAGGGGCAGGGAUGGAGUCAUAGUCUCUUAGAGCAGUCUAAGGAAAAGGCCAGGAAGUCCUUGUUGGGAGAGCCUGUUCAGUUCUUCUAAUCCCACUACAGUGAUCUGUAGCUGGGGGAGGGGGGAAUGUGAAUGUAGGAAGACAGUGCCACAUAAUUACAUAGCAAGUUGGAUUUUAAAACACUGGGCACAAUGGCACACACCUGUAAUGCCAGUGACUUGGGAGACUUGAGACAGGAGGAUUGCAAGUUUAAGGCCAGCUUUAGCAAUUUAGCUAGGCCCUGUCUGAAAAUAGCUUGGUGGUCGAAUGUUCCUGGGUUCAGUCCCCAGCACUGCAAAACACAAACGUACACAUGCACACUUAGGUAAUUUCAUUAGAUGCAGAAAAAAUGUAUUACAAAAUUCAAUAUUUUUUUCAUGAUUAAAAACUUGACAGAUGAGGCAUAAUAGGAAUAUACUCAAUUGGAUAAAAGCAAUAUAUGAGAAACCCCCAGCUAACAUCCUACUCAGUGGCAAGAAGUUGAAAACUUCCUCUUAAGACCAGGAACAAGACAAGGAUGCUCAUUCUUGCCACUUGUAUUCAAAUAGAACUGGAAUUCCUAGGCAGAGCAGUUAGGCAAGAGAAAGAAGUCAUCCAGAUAGGAAAGAUUUAAAAUUUUCUUUGGACAAUAUGAUCUUGUAUGUAGAAAAUCCUAAAGACUUCACCAAAACAGUGUGAAAAAAAUAAGAAAAUGCAGUAAAGUUGCAUGAUACAAAGUCAACGCAGUCUGGGGUGUAGCUCAGGGUAAAGCUGCUGCUUAGUACGCACAGGGCCUCAGGUUCAGCCCCCAUCGCAAAAACCAAACAGGUCAGUAGCAUUUUUUAAUUUUCUAUAUUUUUUUGGAACUGGGAGUUGAACCCAAGGAUGCUUUACCACUGACCCACACCCCCUAGUUCUUUUUAUUUUGAGUUAGCCACUCACUAAGUUGCCCAGGCUGGCCUCAAACAUGUGAUCCUCCUGCCUCAGCUUUUCAAGUUGCUGGAUCACAUGUGCACUGCCCUGUCUGGCUAGUCAACAUUUCUAUACAUUAACAAACAAAAAAGAAAAUAGUUGGUAUGCCACAAAAUUUCAAGUACUUCCAGAAUAAAUGUUUUGCUUUAAAGUGCUGGCGAUGGAACCCAGAGACUCUCGAAUGCUAGGCAAGAAGAGCUCUACCACUGGGCUACACCCCAAUCCCAGGAAUAAAUUUAACCAGGGAAAUGAAAAAUCUGUGCAUUGAAUAUUAUAAAACUUUGAAAGAAAUUGAAGAACAUAAAUAAAUGGAAAGAUUUCAAGUUA